This is a messenger RNA of Rhipicephalus sanguineus (brown dog tick), 711 nucleotides long. RefSeq lists its product as uncharacterized. The transcript is spliced from 5 exons. NCBI's taxonomy places the organism in Eukaryota, Metazoa, Arthropoda, Arachnida, Ixodida, Ixodidae. The record is from RefSeq and is a predicted model, not a curated record. The coding region runs from base 1 to 711 and encodes 236 amino acids.
AUGGGGCGGGGCUGGAUGAAAGGACUGGGAAUAGAACUUUGCAGCACCAUGGAUGUCAACGCAGUGUUGUCUAUUCAGGACGUUAUUGCGGAGUACCGCAGUAUCUUUGACGACGAACUGGGGACUUUCAAGGGCGUCGCUGCAAAGAUCAGCCUUUGGGAUAAUGCGAAGCCCAGGUUUUUUAAACCUCGCCCUGUCCCGUUCGCAAUGCUUGAUCACGUAAAUGACGAGCUGCUUCGCAUGGAAUGCACAGGCGUGCUGCGACCUGUGAAGACCUCUGAGUGGGCUGCACUGAUGGGAUUUCAAGGUCACAGUGAACCUAUAAGUGUACCAGAGGAAAACGCCAUACCCCGUGUUGAGGACCUGUUUGCCAAGUUCAGUGGUGGGGAGAAAUUCACGACACUUGACCUGAAGGAUGCAUAUUUACAAGUGCCGCUUCCUGAAGAGUCAACUAAGCUGGUGAUAAUCAGCGCACCGAGAGGUGUUAAACGUAAAGCCAAGGAUGCCUUUGCACAGACAGCAUUGCCCGUCAGGGAGGAACAAGUGCAGUUCAGGGACAUGCCUAUGGAAGAAGCUGGUGGUGGUGCCGGCAUCGCCUUCGGCAACUAUUUUUCUACUGGCAUGCCUUUUAUGCUGCAGAAUCUCAGCUUGAAGACGGCCAAGGUCCUUUAUGCCUUGACAGAUCCAUGCGAGGCUGAUUCAGAAGCAUGA